Messenger RNA from Hypomesus transpacificus, 2947 nucleotides. RefSeq names its product NIPA like domain containing 4 (gene nipal4). The record is from RefSeq and is a predicted model, not a curated record. Gene Ontology annotation, biological process: magnesium ion transport. The transcript has 7 exons. Gene Ontology annotation, cellular component: membrane. Gene Ontology annotation, molecular function: magnesium ion transmembrane transporter activity. Lineage: Eukaryota; Metazoa; Chordata; Actinopteri; Osmeriformes; Osmeridae. The coding region runs from base 214 to 1485 and encodes 423 amino acids.
GUGUUUACAGGCACGCCUCGCUCCCUAAACUCUAUCAAAACCACAGGGGUUCCGCUAAACGUAUCAUCAAUUCUGAGACACCGCCGCUCGGUAGUAGGUCUAGUCUGCAAAGAGAGGAACCAUUUUACAUCUAUAUAUUGAUAUACAAGGAGAUUGUAAACUAGUUAAUGUCAAGUUAAUUUGUCGUAAACGGUUGGAUAAGAAUUCAACACAAUGCAAUAUGUUAAUUUACCAGAAGAUGCAUGCAGAAACGGUUCCUCAGUGCAUGUGUGGUGUGGCUCUCAGGCUGUGGUGUGUGUGCUGAGUGGAGGAGGAGCCACCGAUGGAAAUGGCACCUCCCCCCUCCCCAACACCACGGAGACAAUCGCCGUGCUGGUCACCACCGGCAACAACAAAUGGAGCAACUAUAACUUUUGGGUGGGGCUGAGCCUGGCCGUGAUGUCGGCCUUUCUGAUUGGUGGAAGCGUGUUACUGAAGAAGAAAGCCCUCCUCCGAUUGGCUGAUACCGGACACACGAGAGCAGGUGAUGGUGGCCAUGGCUAUCUGAAGGACUGGCUGUGGUGGGGGGGUCUUCUCACUAUGGGUGCCGGCGAGGGGGCCAACUUUGCAGCGUAUAUGUUUGCUCCUGCUACCGUGGUUACACCACUGGGCGCUGGAAGUGUCCUUAUCAGUGCAGUUCUGUCCUGCUACCUGCUGGGGGAGACCCUGAAUCUGUUGGGGAAGCUGGGCUGUGUGCUCAGCCUGCUGGGCAGCACCCUCAUGGUCAUCCACGCCCCUGAAGAGGAGGAGAUCUCCACUCUGGAGCAGAUGACCCACAAGCUACUGGACCCAGGGUUCCUGGUGUACGCCAGUGUGCUGCUACUAAUCUGCCUGGUGCUCAUCUUCUACUUGUCUCCUCGCUAUGGGAACAGCAACAUCCUGAUCUAUAUCAGCAUCUGCUCUCUACUGGGCGCCUUCACUGUCUCCUCUGUGAAGGGACUGGGCUUCGCUAUACGCACAGUCUUCUUUGACGUCUCCGUAGCAGCCAACCCUCUGACCUGGAUCCUGCUGCUGACGCUAGUCUCCUCCAUCGUCAUCCAGGUCAACUACCUCAACAAGUCCCUGGACUCCUUCAGCACCCUUCUGGUCUACCCCAUCUACUAUGUGUGCUUCACCUCUGUGGUGCUGCUCACCUCUGUCAUCCUCUUCCAAGAGUGGAGCUCCAUGUCCGGGGUGGACGUGGUGGGGACACUGGGCGGGUUCCUGGUCAUCGUCCUGGGGGUGGCCAUGCUGCACCUGUUCAAGGACCUGGGGGUGACCCUAGAGGGGGUGGCCUGGAGGCUGUGUCAGCCGCUGGACAGGGAGGAAGGGGGGGAGGGGAUGGGGGAGGUGGGGGAGGCGAGGGUGAAGAGGGGGGAGGAUAAACAUACGCUGAUAGACAACAUGGUGGUGGAGAGUUUGCCCCCCAUGAGGGAGGAUGGGCCUAGGGUCUUCAUCAUCAGCUAGUUGUCUUAAUCCUCUUCAUUUUCCCUACCUUCAUAUUGAUAGUCCUUGUCAUCAUCCAGUGCCGUAGCGUCUUCAUUAGCAGCUGAUCAUAUUCCCCAUCAUCAUCAGCAGCAGCUGAGAUGACGACGGCGAUCCCAUUCAUGCCACCUUGCUUUCCUCGCCAUCUUCAUCAUCUUUUGAUGGUUUCCUCCUUCUUCAUCAUCAGGAGGCCCCCCUUCAUCCCUCUCUGCCCCCAAGCAGUGUGAAGAUUGCUCUAUAGAGAUGCACUUGAACUCAUGUAAAUAUGGCCAUAAAUAAUGUCUUUAAGGGGUUGUUAUGUUGCAGUGUUGAUGCACAGUAGGCAAUGAACAGUAGCUGGUGUACAGUAGCUGGUGUACAGUAGCUGGUGUACAGUAGCUGUAAAGGACUCAGGGUGUUGAAGAUCGGCUGGUCUCAAAAGAGAGCAGCAGUGAAGACACCAAGCUGGGAGUGACACUGUCUUCAGAUGCAACCACCAUGGAUCUGACCACUGAGACAACAUCUCAGGUCUCAAACACUACAGUUCUAGAACCAGAACGUCCUCUUACUGGAGUUAAAGGAUAAACACAUUCUGUUUUAGAACUGCUUUGGACCGUCCUGGCUGGUGUGUAAGAACCAUGCAUGGAUGCAGAAAGUUUUCAGGACCAAGAGGUUCAGGGUCGGACUUGGGUCAAUUUUAGUGAUCAGUUCCAGCCAGCCAGAGUAAUUCAGGAUCCGUUGAUCUGUGUGUAACUGGGCUUUUCAGGGUGUUAUGUGUUGGUUUGAAGUGACCCUAGUUCCUGGCAGUGUUCUUUGAUAGUAACCGACCCGAGCGUAAUCAGGAUUCUUCACAGGGAGGCUGACCGCAGAGGUUCCUGACAUGCUGAUGACGGAGGUCUAUGAAGCUGCAGGAUGACGAGGCUGCAGACCUCUGUCUAUGAGGUGUGGUGGUUCACCAGUAGUUCCUCCUGAAUAUGUUUUCAACAUUGCGUCCCAGAUGUUGUGUUGACCUGUUGAGGUCAUUGGUUAUAGUCACCUGACAGUCACCAUGAGUCGUAGAGAAGAUACUUCAGUAUGAUUAGAGAAUGGGUGAACAUCUGUAGAACUCACCAUUACUAGGCCCUACAUAGACCUCAUAGGUGUAAAGCUGUGUGCUGAAGGCAAUGUCUAUGAUGUCACAGAUGGUACUGUACCUGGUCUAUGAUGUCACUGAUUGUACUGUACCUGGUCUGUGAUGUCAUGUAUUAUACUGUAACUGGUCUAUGAUGUCGCAGUUGAUACUGCAGGCCCUUGUCUAUGAUAUAAAAUAGCUAUGGAAGACUGGCCUCGCCUGCAUUGGUUUUUGAAAGAGCUGGUAUUAUCCACACUUAUCAACAAGAAGAGCUAGGUGUAUUUAUUUGAUAUGUCUGUGAUGAGAACACGCAUGUCAUAUUACUCUGUUGGUCAUUAAAACACUCUGGCUUGA